UGCUAGUGUAAGCGACCACAUCAAACGCCGUGUUGUUUGGCUUCGAAAACGUAUAUUUUUGUAUUUUUUUAUGAAGGAAAUUCCGGAUUCUGGCUGAUUUUUGGUGAUUUCAUGGAGUGAGGGAGUUUUCGAGGAGCAAGUGAAGAUGAAUCCUUUGACGAAUGUGAAAAACAUCCAGAAAUUGAGCCAGCGAGAGCUAGAACUGGGUGUCAACAUCAAGCAGUCGUGGCAUCAGCAGUAUCGAGACAGCGCUUGGGUAUUCCUUGGAGGGCUUAACUAUGAACUCACCGAAGGAGAUAUAAUCUGUGUCUUCUCGCAAUAUGGAGAGAUUGUGAGUAUUAAUUUGGUACGAGACAAAAAGACUGGAAAGAGUAAGGGCUUUGCAUUUUUAUGCUAUGAAGAUCAGCGUUCAACCAUUCUGGCUGUUGAUAAUUUAAAUGGCAUAAAGCUAGCGAGCCGCAUAAUCAGGGUCGACCACGUGGAGGAAUACAAGGUGCCAAAGAUGAGGGAGGACAUGUCUGAGGAGCAGCAGAAGUUACUGAUGGAAGGCUGUGCCCCAAAACUCAUUCCUGUAGAAGAGCAGGAGAAAGAAGAGGAACUAAUGGUGAUACCUCCAGAACAAAUUAAGAAAGAAAAAAAUGAUAAGAAGGUCAAAAAGGAGAAGAAGAAGAAAAAAGACAAGAAAAAGAAAAAGAAAAAGAGGCGAUCAUCUUCAUCCUCAUCAUCAGAGUCAGAGUCAGACAGUUCGUCAUCCUCGGAUAGUGACAGUGACGACGACAGCUACAAGAAAAAGAGAAAGAAGAAGAAAAAGAAGAGAAGCAGAGACGAAUCAGAAUCCGAGAGCAACAGUGGAGACUCCGAAAGAGAGAGGAAGAAGAACAGGGCAAGGAGGGAGGAAUACGGCAAUGGGACCUAUGUAGUGAAGGAGGAGAAGAGAGACCCAGGCUACGAAAAGUACGAACAUGUCAGACAAGAUGUUGACAGAGACAGAUACCGGGAGAGAGACAGGGGCCAAGAAAGAUAUAGAGACGUGAGGGAUAGCAGGGACAACCGAGACAGGGAAUAUAACAGACACAGAAUGGAGAGGGAUGAUAGGGAGAGAAGAGAGAGGGAAUACAGGCAGGAUGGGAGGGGCGGCUACAGGCAGGGGGAGGACCGGGGAAGAGGGGGCAAUAGGGAUGGCAGGUACGGAAGCCACAACAGAAGUCCGGACAGAGAUAGAUAUAGAGGUAGAAGAUAGGACUUUUUUCUUCUUACUUUAUCACAGAAGACGUGUAUUUUCAAUUAUGAAGCAUUAUUUUCUAAUGUCAUUAGGAUUUCAUUACUGAAAUGUGGUUUUUAGCAUUGUUUACAGACAGCCAUAUGAUAGAUGCAAGUGACAUAUUAACUUGAAGUAAUGUGUUGCUUGUUUCUGUUCAUAUUUUUAUUCUUUAUUAUUAUUUUUAUUAUUUACUGUGACUUAAUAUAUGUUAAUGCCAUGUUUUAUGAAAUAAACAUAUUCUUUA
This is a messenger RNA of Penaeus vannamei (Pacific white shrimp), 1505 nucleotides long. RefSeq names its product RNA-binding motif protein, X-linked 2. Gene Ontology annotation, molecular function: RNA binding. The record is from RefSeq and is a predicted model, not a curated record. Gene Ontology annotation, biological process: mRNA splicing, via spliceosome. NCBI's taxonomy places the organism in Eukaryota, Metazoa, Arthropoda, Malacostraca, Decapoda, Penaeidae. Gene Ontology annotation, cellular component: catalytic step 2 spliceosome; precatalytic spliceosome; U2 snRNP.